UCGUCGCCGACCCCUCCUCCCUCCCCGCGUCCCCCGACAAGCCAUCCGCGGCCAUGAUCACCGCGCUGGACCUCUACCACGUGCUGACGGCGGUGGUGCCGCUGUACGUGGCCAUGACGCUGGCGUACGGCUCCGUCCGCUGGUGGCGCAUCUUCACGCCGGACCAGUGCUCCGGGAUCAACCGCUUCGUGGCGCUCUUCGCCGUGCCGCUCCUCUCCUUCCACUUCAUCUCCACCAACGACCCCUUCGCCAUGAACCUGCGCUUCCUGGCCGCCGACACGCUGCAGAAGGUGGCCGUCCUCGCGCUGCUGGCGCUGGCCUCCCGCGGCCUCUCCUCCCCGCGCGCGCUCGGGCUCGACUGGAGCAUCACGCUCUUCUCCCUCUCCACGCUCCCCAACACGCUCGUCAUGGGCAUCCCGCUGCUGCGAGGCAUGUACGGCGCGUCGUCGGCCGGCACGCUCAUGGUCCAGGUCGUCGUCCUCCAGUGCAUCAUCUGGUACACGCUCAUGCUCUUCCUCUUCGAGUACCGCGCCGCGCGCGCGCUCGUCCUCGACCAGUUCCCCGACGGCGCCGCCGCGUCCAUCGUCUCCUUCCGCGUCGACUCCGACGUCGUCUCGCUCGCCAGGGGGGACGUCGAGCUCGAGGCCGAGCCCGACGGCGUCGCCGGCGCCGGCGCCGUCUCCUCCCGCGGCGGGGACGCCGGGCGGGUGCGCGUCACCGUGCGCAAGUCCACCAGCUCGCGCUCCGAGGCCGCGUGCUCGCACUCGCACUCCCAGACCAUGCAGCCCCGUGUGUCCAACCUCUCCGGCGUGGAGAUCUACUCGCUGCAGUCGUCGCGCAACCCCACCCCGCGCGGGUCCAGCUUCAACCACGCCGACUUCUUCAACAUCGUCGGCGCCGCCGCCAAGGGAGGCGGAGGAGCGGCGGGGGACGAGGAGAAGGGCGCAUGCGGCGGCGGCGGCGGAGGACACUCGCCGCAGCCGCAGGCCGUCGCCGUGCCGGCCAAGAGGAAGGACCUGCACAUGCUCGUCUGGAGCUCCAGCGCCUCGCCCGUGUCCGAGCGCGCCGCCGUGCACGUCUUCGGCGCCGGCGGCGCUGACCAUGCCGACGUCCUCGCCAAAGGAGCCCAGGCCUACGACGAGUACGGGCGCGACGACUACAGCAGCAGGACGAAGAACGGGAGCGGCGGCGCGGACAAGGGCGGGCCGACGCUGUCGAAGCUGGGGUCCAACUCGACGGCGCAGCUGUACCCCAAGGACGACGGCGAGGGGAGGGCGGCGGCGGUGGCGAUGCCGCCGGCGAGCGUGAUGACGCGGCUCAUCCUCAUCAUGGUGUGGAGGAAGCUGAUCCGGAACCCCAACACCUACUCCAGCCUCAUCGGCGUCGUCUGGUCCCUGGUCUCCUACAGGUGGGGCAUCGAGAUGCCAGCGAUCAUCGCCCGGUCGAUUUCGAUCCUGUCGGACGCGGGUCUCGGGAUGGCCAUGUUCAGCCUAGGCCUGUUCAUGGCGCUGCAGCCGAGGAUCAUCGCGUGCGGGAACAAGCUGGCGGCCAUCGCGAUGGGCGUCCGGUUCGUCGCAGGCCCCGCGGUCAUGGCCGCCGCCUCCAUCGCCGUCGGUCUGCGCGGCGUCCUCCUCCACAUCGCCAUCGUCCAGGCUGCUCUGCCUCAGGGGAUCGUGCCGUUCGUGUUCGCCAAGGAGUACGGCGUUCAUCCCGACAUCCUGAGCACAGCCGUGAUCUUCGGGAUGCUCAUCGCUCUGCCCAUCACCCUGGUCUACUACAUCUUGCUGGGGCUGUGAGCCUCUCUCGCUCGCUUCUUCAGCGUGCGGAAGGCGCCAUGCUGUGGUGUAUCGGCCCCACAUGAAAUUUCUGAUGAGCAUUAGCGAUUACUAUUAGCUUAGGUAGGGAAACGAAAGAUAGCUCCGACGACAGCGAUCUAUUCAGUGAUUCAGUGAGUGAGGCAUUGCGAUCUGUCAAACAUGCUGACCUGCGGUCGAAGAAUCGAUAUAUAUAUAUCUUAUCUUGCUUCAUGCUGUCUGAAGAUAAACAUUAUAUAUCUUGUUUCCUUUGGAGAAAUAUUAGCAAUUUUAGCAAU
Molecule: messenger RNA, 2092 nt
Organism: Zea mays
Lineage: Eukaryota; Viridiplantae; Streptophyta; Magnoliopsida; Poales; Poaceae
Exons: 6
Coding region: 54-1796 (580 amino acids)
Biological process (GO): auxin export across the plasma membrane; auxin polar transport
Cellular component (GO): plasma membrane; endoplasmic reticulum
Molecular function (GO): auxin efflux transmembrane transporter activity
Source: RefSeq, marked validated